AAAACCUCCUGGGAGUAGUAGUUCCACGGCGGUCAACCCUUGCAUCGCUGGUGGAUACGGAACUACAACUCCCAGCGCGACCCGGAAGCAGCCUGGGCGGAGGAGCGGUUGUCGUUGUUGUGGCCCGAGGUCUUGGGCCUGAAUCUGGACAAUGCUGCUGGCGCCCCAGGAAAGGUCCUCCUCAAAGAAGAUAGGGCAGAGUCGCUGGAAACGAUUCGCAAGGAAGCCGAAUCCCAAGUCUGCUUUUGACCAGGACCAUGUGGAAUACUGGAUUGAGGGAGUGGAGAAAGCCUCAGAAUUUACUUUUUCAAAUGCAUUUCCUAUCAGAAAUUCAGAUUUACCUGGAAGUCUUUGGAGGCAAACAAUAAAUUUGGAAACAUGUGAGCAAACAGAGGAUCAUGAUGAUGUCUAUGCAGAAGCUCAGGAGUUAGUCAACGACUGGUUAGAUUACAAACUUAAACAAGAAUUAGCAAGUGAUGGAGAAGAUGAUACUGACACUGUGCCAGAAGCCAGUGGGCAUUUGAAAUACGACAAGUUUGAUGAUUUGUGUGGCUAUUUGGAGGAAGAAGUGGAAAGUACCACUGUUCAAAAAUUUAUAGACCAUCUGCUCCAUAAAGAAGUGGUAAAUUCUGUGAUGGUGGAAGAUCUUGGAAUGAAGGAAAACCAAGGCAAGAGGCAGCAGAAGGAUCCUCGUCUUACCAUGGAGAUGAGACAUAAGCAGGUAAGAGAAAAUCUCUUAAGACGUGAGAAACAGCUAGAGUUCCAGAGAAUGGAAAAUGCCCUGAAAAAAUCAGCCUUCCUAGAGGCUCAGUGUCUAGUGCAAGAAGAGAAGAGAAGGAAGGCUCUGGAGGCCAAGAGAAGAAAGGAGGUGAUUCAGAGGGAGAUGGUAAAGCUGCGGAGGGAGAUCCUUGAGAGGAGGCGCACCGUGGAAGAAGCAUGGAAAAUAGAAAAGAGAAGGCAAGAAGAGAGUUCUCAAAAGAAGCUAGAGAAAGGAAUGUUUGAAAGUGCUCAUAUUCAUCUGGAUGAAGAAAAAGUUGCAAAAGAAAGAAAAAGGAAACUGAAAAAGAUAUUAAUCCAGACUUUCAAGGAAAAUCAUCAGUGUCAAAAACGGUAUUUCUCUGCCUGGCACAAGCUGAUUCUGGAUCAUAGGAUUAAGCUGGGGAAGGCUGGAACCUUGUCUGACUGGAAGCUUCAGCUGAAGGUCCUGCGAGCCUGGAGAGACCAUACAAGAUCCCAGAAGUUGGAGCGGGAGACCAAAGCCUUGGAGAAUGAACUUAGGGAAGAAAACAGAAAACAACAAUUGGCCACUGAGUAUAACCGGAAACAAAUACUUCAACACUACUUUGCCGAAUGGCAGCAUUGGUGUGGUUCGGAAGUUGUAAAGAGGGAGCUGGCUCUAGCAAAGGAGCAGACUAGGAAGAAAAUGGAUGAGCUGCUGAAGGCAGCCUCUCUCAGGAAACUCAGUUCCAGUGGAUCAUCAAGUGCUUAUCUACUUGCUGAGACAACAGCCAUGGUGGGUCCAUCAGUAGAAAGUGAAAAGGUCACUACCAUGCCCUCUUUGUGGGAAAAGCCACCAGUCGGGAGCAGUGGUUGUAUUCUCAGUCAUUCCCCAGGAAGAACAACAAAGGGUAAUAAUGUUCAGUGUCCCCUUCAGAAUGUCUCUGGAAACAUACCUGACAGAAAGCAGCACGAGACCCUAGAUAUGGAAAUCUUUCAACAAUCAGGUGGUGAUGAGAAGCCCACAAGGACUAGCUGGGAAGCAGAGCCUGGCUGCAUGGAGCAUUUCUGCAGCUGCCACAUCUUCCAGCAACAGCUGAUCAUGCAGCAGCAGAAGAAACUUCAGGAACAACAGAAAACCAUUCUGGAGCUAAGAGAAAACCAGCGGCUGGCAGAGGCCCAGUGGGCAGCUGAGCAAGCCACAGCAGUCAUGGAUGCACGGAGUCACCAUCUGUCAAAUCCCAGAGAUGCAGAGGACCCACCGGGAACCUGCCAGAAGCUUCAAAAUUCAUCUGUUUCUUCUCCUAGAGCUGAAGAUACUAGAAAUGAUUCCCGAAAUUCUCUUUCUGCACCUAAAAGGAACCCAAAGCAGCUGGCAGCACCACAUCCCAUACUGAAAGCCAUGGAAGAGAGAGCAGUUCAACGAGCCGAACGUAGGAGGAUCUUGGCAGAAAGGAAGAAAAAACAAGAAGAAGACAAAUUGGCCCAAUUAAAAGCCCAAGAGGAGGAACGUCAAAAGAAAGAGGCAGAAGAAAAGGAAGCUCAACGUGAGAGAAAACGAGAAGAAAAGAGGCUGAAACAAAUGCAAGAACUAGAAAAACAGAAGAGAAUUAAGAGAAACCGAGAGUUGGAAGCAGUAGCCAAGGAGCACUAUGAAAAGGUCUUGUUAAGAAAAAAAGGUCUCGAACCCUGGAAAAGACUAAGAAUGCAAAGCAGGCAAAACACUGAGGUAGCAGAAGAACACUACUCUUUGGCUCUACAGAGAAAAUAUCUGCUCAGCUGGUUCGAAUACAGCCAGCAAAGUCUGGCUACAAAGAUAGCCAAGGCUGACCAACUUUAUUCCCAGAUCUUGCUCAGGAGAGUUAUGCGGAGCUGGCUACAGUAUGUCACUAACAUGGAGAAAGAAGUAAGAAAAUUAUGUGUAGACUUACUGCAGAAGAAGUUUUUCCGGGCAUGGUUUACCAUGGUCAGGGAGCUGACGACUGAUUCCCAGAGCAAGUUCAAAAUUGCAGUGGAGCAUUGUGACAGGAAGAUUCUCAGUGUCACAUUUCAGAAGUGGAAGGCGUUUGUAAAGCUUAUGAAAGAGGAAAGAGUGAAAGAAGAAAGGCGAGAUCAACUCCGUCGGAAGGUUGCUGAGAUUCUUCCAGACUUCCAAAUGCUGGCUCCACUAUGACUGUCAUUUGUACCAGCAACUAGGUAACGAGUCUUUCAAGUGCCAGGAUGUGUGUGGUUAUCUCCAUCCACACACCCAUACUUGUACCUGGAUUACUUUCUGAAAUGUCAUGGACCAGUGGAAUUAUUUUGGGAAUUUGUUCUUCAUUUCUCUCAAGUUGCUAGGCAUUCACUAUAACAUUUAUCAGAGUGGGUCAUCCAAAAGAACAAUCCAGAGCACCACUGUUCCAAUGUAUUUUAUAUAUUUUUAGCAUAAUAAACUUUUAAAAAGACAA
Molecule: messenger RNA, 3164 nt
Organism: Nannospalax galili (Upper Galilee mountains blind mole rat)
Lineage: Eukaryota; Metazoa; Chordata; Mammalia; Rodentia; Spalacidae
Gene: Ccdc191
Product: coiled-coil domain containing 191
Exons: 17
Coding region: 152-2890 (912 amino acids)
Molecular function (GO): phosphatase binding
Source: RefSeq, a predicted model, not a curated record